This is a messenger RNA of Monoraphidium neglectum, 231 nucleotides long. RefSeq lists its product as hypothetical. The annotation marks the transcript as partial. Lineage: Eukaryota; Viridiplantae; Chlorophyta; Chlorophyceae; Sphaeropleales; Selenastraceae. The record is from RefSeq and is a predicted model, not a curated record. The transcript has a single exon.
CGGCCCCCGGUCGAGCGCGCGCCGCCCGCCGAGCGGCCGGCGGCCCCUGCGGCCGAGAGGCCCGCGCCCAGCCGCGGCGCCUUUGUCCCGCCGCACCUGCGCAAUCGAGAUGGCGGCGGCGCCGGCGCCGGCGCCGGCCCCGCGGCCGCGGACGGUGACGCAAGGCCCCAGGAGGAGAGGCGCCCUGGCGGCUACAGGCCCCCGGCCGCCAGGCAGGGGGGCGGCUGGUGA